AUGGGUUCAGAGAAGAAACCUUCUACUGUCGCACCAGCAAAUGUCGAAGUUCAAGUUGCACUGGAGGAGUCGGCGAAGGACGCCAAAAGUGCAUCAUGUGCAUCAAAGAUCAUUGAAGAGGAGGCGCAACCGAAAGGACACCUUGUUGUCUUUGUGUGCUCCGACGAAUUUGAGAUAGCAUGCGGCUGUGCGAUCUGCUAUAGCGUCUUUGUGAUCUGCUUGCAAACUGAUGCAGUGGAUGCACCGUUCUUCAUCCAGUUCUCGGAAAGCCUUGUGACGGCAUUCUUUCUGCUUGAGUGGAUAUUGAGAGUGGCUGCAUUUGGCCGAAAAUGGUUCAAGGGCUUUCAAACCCUGCUGGACACCUUUAUAGUUUGGUGUCCUGGAGUUGUGGUGGUGUGGAUCAUGCAGCCACUGAACAUUGAGGAAAAUAUGAGUGACCUCUUCAAAUUCUUUCGAAUUGCCCGGAUGCUUCGUUUUGUACAGCUGGUUAGAACCUUCAAGCAUGUUGCUGCCUUCGAGGAUUUGUGGAAGUUAGUGCGUGGAUUGGUGAGCAGUGGAGGCACUCUACUUUCAGCAAUGAGCCUGAUCGUCUUCAACCUCUACGUUUUUGCCAUCUUUUGCUGCGAAUUGAUCGGUUUCCAAGAAUUCAGUGCAGAAGCUUCAGAUGCUGCAAAGGAAGCACAACAGCGAUUCAAAGGAAUUAGCCAAUCGAUGUUGACCCUCACGAGAUUCAUGCAUGGAGAUGACUCGCAGGGUAUAAUGGAUGAUUUGGUGGAAGAGUUGCCGUACAUUUGGAUCUUUCUGUGGCUGUUCACAGCGCUGUCCUCCUUCGUACUGCUGAACCUGGUGACAGCUGUCAUCGUUCAGCAAGCAAUGGACAUGUCCAAAGGUGACGAGAAAGAGCUGGCCAUAAUACGGAAAAGAGAACAGGAUCGCGAGAUGAAAGAACUGGCUGAGAUGUUUCGUGAAAUUGAUGAAGAUGGUAGUGGCAUUGUGAGCAUAGCAGAGUUCGAAGAGGCGCUAAAGGAUGAAACCAUCCUGGGCAAAUUUAUGAUGCUUGGGUUGAAGAAAGACCAAGCCAUGGAGCUUCGCAUUGCUGGACACUGGUGGAGAGGGAGAACUUGA
Molecule: messenger RNA, 1125 nt
Organism: Cladocopium goreaui
Lineage: Eukaryota; Dinophyceae; Suessiales; Symbiodiniaceae
Source: the annotation of a GenBank genome assembly